Molecule: messenger RNA, 2606 nt
Organism: Benincasa hispida (wax gourd)
Lineage: Eukaryota; Viridiplantae; Streptophyta; Magnoliopsida; Cucurbitales; Cucurbitaceae
Gene: CRR22
Product: Pentatricopeptide repeat (PPR) superfamily protein
Biological process (GO): RNA modification
Molecular function (GO): protein binding; RNA binding; zinc ion binding
Source: RefSeq, a predicted model, not a curated record
UUUUUUUUUUUUUUUUCAAAAAUACGUUGGAGAUAUUUGUUGAUAACAAAUUAAACGAUGAAUUAUGCAAACGAUGGAAGUCCAAGAAAGAGUGGGAAAUGAGGUUGCAGCUAGUAGUUCCCAUCUGCUCUCUUCCACCCAUCGCCGUUGCCAAAGCUCACAAUCAAACUCCAUUGAAAUCAAGCUCCAUUACCAUCUCCUCAUCUCCUCUUCCAUUUCACACUCUUUCAGAACGAACCCACAUUCCCUCUCAUGUCUACAGGCACCCAGCCGCUGUUCUUCUCGAGCUCUGCACUUCCAUGAAAGAGCUCCACCAAAUCAUCCCUCUGGUUAUCAAAAAUGGCCUCUACAACGAGCACCUUUUUCAAACAAAGCUCGUUAGCUUAUUCUCCAAGUAUGGCAGCAUCAACGAGGCCGUUCGUGUUUUCGAGCCGAUUGAGGACAAGCUUGACGCUCUUUACCAUACAAUGUUAAAAGGAUAUGCGAAGAAUUCGUCAUUGGAGACUGCUCUUGCUUUCCUUUGUCGAAUGAGGUACGAUGAUGUUAAGCCUGUUGUGUAUAAUUUUACUUAUUUGUUAAAGGUUUGUGGCGAUAACGCGGAUUUAAAGAGGGGAAAGGAGAUUCAUGCGCAGCUGAUUACGAAUUCGUUUGGGGCUAAUGUGUUUGCAAUGACUGGUGUUGUGAAUAUGUACGCUAAGUGCAGGCAGAUUGAUGAUGCAUACAACAUGUUCGACAGAAUGCCUGAGAGAGAUUUGGUGUCUUGGAAUACAAUUAUAGCUGGGUUUUCUCAAAAUGGGUUUGCCAAAAAGGCAUUGGAGUUGGUUUUGAGAAUGCAAGAUGAAGGCCGAAGGCCUGAUUCGAUUACAUUGGUUACUGUUUUGCCUGCUGCUGCUGAUGUUGGAUCGUUAAUGGUGGGAAAGUCUAUUCAUGGGUAUGCCAUCAGAGCUGGGUUUGCAAAGCUUGUUAAUAUUUCAACUGCUCUGGUUGAUAUGUACUCAAAGUGUGGGUCAGUGGAGACAGCUAGAUUGAUUUUUGAUGGAAUGCAUCAGAAGACUAUUGUGACAUGGAACUCCAUGAUGGAUGGAUAUGUGCAAAGUGGUCAAUCAGAGAUGGCUAUUGUAGUUUUUGAGAAGAUGUUGGAGGAAGGGAUAGAGCCAACCAAUGUAACCAUUAUGGAAGUAUUGCAUGCCUGUGCUGAUUUGGGUGAUCUUGAGAGGGGUAAGUUUGUUCAUAAGUUUGUGGAUCAGUUAAAUCUUGGUUCUGACAUCUCUGUUAUGAACUCGUUGAUUUCUAUGUAUUCCAAGUGUAAGAGAGUUGACAUUGCAUCUGACAUUUUCAACAAUUUAAAUGGAAGAACACGAGUCUCAUGGAAUGCAAUGAUAUUGGGUUAUGCUCAAAAUGGAAAAGUGAGUGAGGCUUUGAAUUGUUUUUUUGAAAUGCAAUCUCUAGGUAUGAAACCUGAUUCAUUUACAAUGGUAAGUGUGUUACCUGCGCUUGCAGAAUUAUCAAUUACUCGUCAAGCAAAAUGGAUUCAUGGACUAGUUAUUAGAUAUUGCUUGGACAAAAAUAUUUUUGUGACGACCACUCUUGUCGACAUGUAUGCAAAAUGUGGAGCGAUUCAUAUGGCAAGGAAGCUUUUCGACAUGAUCGAUGACCGACAUGUCAUAACAUGGAAUGCAAUGAUAGAUGGGUAUGGAACACAUGGACUCGGAAGAGUUGCUCUAGAUCUCUUUGAUAAAAUGCAAAAGGGAACAAUUGAGCCAAAUGAUAUUACAUUUUUAUCUGUCAUCUCUGCUUGUAGUCACUCAGGUCUGGUGGACGAAGGACUCCGUUAUUUCAAGAGCAUGAAACAAGACUAUGGAUUAGAGCCUUCAAUGGAUCACUAUGGUGCUAUGGUCGACCUUCUUGGUCGAGCUGGCAGGAUCAAAGAAGCCUGGGAUUUUAUUAAAAACAUGCCUAUUAGUCCAGGGAUUACUGUGUAUGGUGCCAUGUUGGGUGCUUGUAAAAUUCAUAAAAAUGUUGAAUUGGGAGAGAAAGUAGCUAACAAAUUGUUUGAGUUGAACCCUGAUGAGGGUGGCUACCAUGUAUUGCUCGCUAAUAUUUAUGCUUCUGCUUCAAAAUGGGGCAAGGUAGCUGAAGUAAGAAAAACAAUGGAGAAGAAAGGGCUUAAGAAAACUCCUGGUUGCAGCUUGGUAGAAUUGAAAAAUGAGAUCCAUUCCUUCUAUUCAGGAAGUACAACUCAUCCACAAUCCAAGAGAAUAUACGCCUUUCUUGAGAAACUUGGGGAUGAAAUCAAGGCAGCUGGCUAUGUGCCCGACACUAACUCCAUUCACGACGUGGAAGAUGACGUGCAAGAGCAGCUUCUUAAUAGCCAUAGUGAGAAGCUCGCCAUUGCUUUCGGUCUUUUAAAUACUAGUCCUGGUACUACAAUACAUGUCCGAAAGAACCUACGAGUAUGUGGAGAUUGCCAUAAUGCAACCAAGUAUAUCUCACUUGUGACUGGAAGGGAGAUCAUAGUAAGAGAUAUGCAAAGAUUUCAUCAUUUCAAGAAUGGAACUUGUUCUUGUGGAGAUUAUUGGUGAUCUCUAAAUCUACAAUUCUUCAAA